ACUUUACUCGUUUGGCGUUAUCCGCUUGUCGAGUUCUCUGGGCUCAGUUCAACAUGUUCCUGAUGGGCGCUGGAUCGGUAGUCAUCAGUUUGAGCAUCGUUGCAGGCCGGGCGUUAUACUCUCAACUCCGAGAUGUUGCGGACGACGAAUGGGACGGAUGGGAAAAAUGGUCGACGACUGGCUUUGCAGUUUUGGAUGUCCUGACUCUCCGGGAUAAAGGUACCUGUGCACCUCGAAAGCCUGGACCCAUGAACUCUCCGUCAGACGCCAAUGCGAACAUUUGUUUCGGCCAUCCUCUCGUCGACUCCCAGCCUCCAACUAAACCUCUGCACCCCUCUCCAGAGAGCUGGGCUGUCGAGAAGGACGAUGAGGAGGAGGCAGAUGACCUAGUUCGAAACGCAAAUCCCGUCGGAAAGGCAACCACCCGCGUAAAUUGCCCUCUCGCAGCACCAUCCGCGUCCGCGUCUGCGUUAGAAUAUAUCGCGCGGAUGGAUCAUAUCACGUUGCCCCAAUCUCGAUACACUCCACCUUUGCAGAGCUCACCCCGUCACUUAACCAGAAGCUAUUUGCGCACAAGGAACGUGAGACACAUAAACUGUACCUCAAGGAGAGGGGACGAGAGCGUGUAUUGGCGCCUACCGAGAGGCCAGCUGCCAUCGUCAUUCACCCGAUUGGAGCAGGCUGGAUACGACCAAGCGAACAGUCUGACUUUUCUCGGUGCAGAAGACAUGAUUUUCCUUAUGAAAUACGUUUAUGAAAGUCAACUCCCUGGUCCAGCAGCUGAGGAACCUACAUUUGAUGCAUUCGACCUGGUCGACCUGACAGGCUGUAGUCUACCCACCAUACCCAUCGUCCUCCAUCAAAACGCUAGCUCGAUCUCCUGCACGACCCCCCGCGAUCUCAAAUUGUGCAGCAUGGCGAUGAAGAAAGUGCCUCAGAGUGUUCGGCAUUUCACCAGCCUACAUCGACUCGACCUAUCAUGUAAUCGCAUCGUGGACUCGGAGGAUGCUGGUCUCGACCGCAUACCUGAGCUCUCAAGCUUGAGACUUCAGGAUAACAGGAUAGAGCAACCGCCCUGGUACAAGUUGCCAGAAGAAUGCAGGAACCUUGUCAACCUACACUUACUUGACUGUCGAAGAAAUAACAUUUUGUCAGUUCUGGACGCCUCCAACGACGAUGUCACGUUCCUUAAAUUUCCUCCUAGCUCUCCACCGCAAAUAUCGCACACCCUCACACUACUCGAUGUUUCCUACGCUAAACUUUCCUCUCUUGAUACAUUCGAUUUCUCUCAGCUCGCUGCCCUUCAAACCCUGAAACUUGACCACAAUGAACUCCGCACGCUCCCAGACUCCCUCGGCGAUCUCUCCCAUCUCGUACACCUUUCCAGUUGCAACAACAAACUCGUCUCUUUUCCCUCUACUAUCGGCCUUCUUCAGCGCCUAGAAAAUAUUGAUGCUCAUAACAACGGCUUGACGGAGCUACCUGUAUCCCUCUGGAAUCGGGCAUCGUUAGUCCAUAUCAACGUUGCCUCCAAUCCGCUUGCUAGUUGGCAUGAUCCUCCUGGAGAUAACUUGGAUGCACCGGCGCCAUCUGGAAUAACUCUCGAGACCCCCUCAUCAUCAUCAGUCGGUCACACUCCAAGAAAGCACUCAAAUGCUACAUACACCAUGUCAAUACACAACGUACCUGGUCGGGCGCUCCCGCCCCUCGUUUGCUCUCUUGAACGACUGUCAAUCGGAGAGAAUCGUCUGAGAUCCCUCCGCUCACCAUUCUCAAGGAGCUCCGCACGGCGUCCUCAAUUUGUCCUUCAAGAACUGCCGCCUGCCUUCCUUCGCAAUCUUCAGCAGCUAGAGACACUGUACCGUAGUGGCAACCAGUUAACGAGUAUCCCCACUGAAGACCUCGUGAAAAUGACCAGAUUGUCGGUGUUGUUUUUGAAUGGGAACAAAUUCCAGACGCUCCCCGCUGAACUGGGCAAAAUUCCCAGGUACAACAUUCACAAUUUGGAAUCCGGAAAAUUCACUUUCUCUCAUCCCAUCCCAGCCCCGGGAACGCCGCGAGGUGAUGGAUUACUCCUCGCGGAUAACAAUAUCAUCGUCCUACUUGGCCAAGAAGGCGCUGUCAAUUCCAUUGCCCGCGGGAAAUUCUCUCUAAACUUCGACAGUGAGACAGAAUACAGAAACAUCGGCAUAUGCUCGUCGAUCCUUACAAUGCAGUGCAUCGCACAGCUGCUGCUCAUACCACAGGCCACGCUCUUCGGACAGAUCAUGUUGUUAGCCUCGCUUGCAGUCUCCUGGGCAUACACCCCAUGGUUGUCAUCGUUCGAUAAAUCAGAGAUCCAGAGGAGGCUGCUGGUGGAUGUAGUCCUCAAGCGGCCGCUGAUGACGAAAUAUAUGUUGGGCACGCGCACUACCAUGGCGGUCUUCGUUCUACUAGCAUUGAAUCCACUGAACUAA
This is a messenger RNA of Suillus plorans, 2456 nucleotides long. RefSeq lists its product as uncharacterized. Lineage: Eukaryota; Fungi; Basidiomycota; Agaricomycetes; Boletales; Suillaceae. The coding region runs from base 54 to 2456 and encodes 800 amino acids. Gene Ontology annotation, molecular function: protein binding. The transcript is spliced from 10 exons. The record is from RefSeq and is a predicted model, not a curated record.